Molecule: messenger RNA, 975 nt
Organism: Trichoderma atroviride IMI 206040
Lineage: Eukaryota; Fungi; Ascomycota; Sordariomycetes; Hypocreales; Hypocreaceae
Source: RefSeq, a predicted model, not a curated record
UUCUAUUGCGUUUUAGCACUGAGCUGGCAGGUUUCGGGAAAUUGGUCAGACUGCAGGCGAAGCUGGGCAGGCAAACAGGAAAUAUUGGCCCCGCAACACACAAUCUUGUCAUAUAUUGAAGAACAGAAAGAAAGAAAACAAAAAUUCCGUUCACUGCUUCACUAGCAAAGACAUAAAAAAAGGCAAAAGCAUAUAGCUUUCACAAUCUCCAUCAUUUCAAGUGUCAUAAUGAGCUCUUUCACCGUGGACUCAGCGCUCAUUGCCAAAGUGACCGAUUACAUAGAGGUCUACAUGUCCAACUAUGAUCCAUCACACGAUUACAGCCACAUCAAGCGCGUCGUGCAUCUUGCACAGACGAUCCAGGCACAUGUGCCCAACACGAACCGCGAUAUUGUCACUCUUGCUGCACUGCUGCACGAUGUAGGCGAUAGAAAAUACCUCAAGCCCGGAGAAGACGCCACGCGCAUGGUCUUUACCACUUUAACGUCUCUUGGGGCGUCCGAGGCCCUGGCAGAGAAAAUACAAACAAUUUGCCUUGGCGUUAGCUAUUCGAGCGAAAUCAAGGACCUUGCGCACGUGCAGACGCUUAUUAAAGAACACCCGGAACUCGCUGUUGUGCAAGACGCCGAUCGACUUGAUGCAAUUGGAGCGGUGGGCAUUGGCCGAGCUUUUACCUUUGGGGGAGCCAAGGGAAGGGCCUUGGAUGACUCCAUUGGCCAUUUCGAAGAGAAGCUGUUGAAGCUCGAGUCUAUGAUGAAGACGGACUAUGGAAGGGAGAUGGCGCGGGAGAGGACGGAAAGGAUGAGGCUCAUGAAGGAGUGGUUUGAGCAGGAGACUGAGGGAGUUGAGUAGAGGAAACUUUGGGCUGAUGGCAUUUGUUAUAAGGAUAAAAUAUAUGUCGUUGUAUUUAGUGGAUGCUAUAUCUCGCGUUUACAUAAAGAUAGACUGAAAUGAUGAUGACUGUUUCUGCCAAGC